Molecule: messenger RNA, 4437 nt
Organism: Aspergillus glaucus CBS 516.65
Lineage: Eukaryota; Fungi; Ascomycota; Eurotiomycetes; Eurotiales; Aspergillaceae
Product: TRAPPII-specific subunit TRS120
Exons: 2
Coding region: 1-4437 (1478 amino acids)
Cellular component (GO): trans-Golgi network
Source: RefSeq, a predicted model, not a curated record
AUGGGUGUUGACCCUCUUUCUCCGAUUGCGCCGGUGCGUCUAAGGGCGCUGUUGCUUCCUAUCGGCAAGAUAAAACGAUCUAAGUUCUUAGGCUUUGCUGCAAGACUCCAAGCCGAAUAUGUCGUUCGACUGGGGGACAUCAGUCCCGAUUCGCGACCCAAUCGAAACAUGUUCUCCCCGUUGGCGUUUCCUACCGGCAUGAUGCUCUACGACCUUUCCUUCUCCGUGCCCCCGACAUCCCACCUCGAGUUGUUUCCGUUUGAAAUAUUUAGAGAGCCGCUGGUUGUAAUCGCGAUAGCCGACGGGGCAGAGCUUUCCAAACGCCCGAAAAGCAGUGGAUCAGACUCCGGGAUAAGUCGCAGUGAUGAGAGGCCAGAAGGACUGGACGAACUCCUCGAAGAGAUGGAUGUUGUACGGGAGAGGAAUCCUCGAGCGUUGGUCCAUCAACUUUUAGUAUUCGAUUUCGAAGGACAAACCAACAUUUCGAAUGGCCCGGACGACGUUCUAUGGGUUCCGCCACCGCAAGCUUCCAAAGCGACUACUAUGAAGACAGUGAUGUGCGACAUAACGUCCCUUCUCUUGUCCGAACUGGAUGACUUUGCAAAGAUGAUGCAGAGUAUCCCGUCCAUCGAAUCUCCCAAGGCGUCAUCCUGGGGUCCACAUCGAGGACCGGAAUUACGGCCACGGCCCACGGACAGGUUAAUGCACCGGAUGACCUUGCCCUCACAAUUUCCACCUAAUCCCGACUCCGCGCCUGAAACUCCGUUGAGUUCGAACCAGAGUUCUCCUGCCCCUAGCGAUCAUGAAACUCCAACAACAUUCGACGAGAUAACUCGAUCUAUACAAAUAUCAAGCCGCUCCAACAGCAUUGGGAGAUUCAAUUCACUAUCUUCGACGAAAGAGCACAGUCGUGAUCGGAUGUCGGUAAGCGGUAUGAGCGCCACUGAUCGCACAAAAAACCGCAUCAAGGGACGUGUGGGCGUCGUUAUUGGUACUCUUUAUCUCCAGGCAGGUCGAUGGCCGGAUGCACUGAAAGAACUCGUCGAGGCUGCUUCGAGUGCUAGAGCAAGCAGUGACUAUGUGUGGCACGCAAAAGCGCUCGAGUCGAUUCUACUAUGUCUCGUCAUGUUUGGAUGGGCAGGGAUGGACUUUCAGAUUCCUCCAAUCUGUUAUCCGGUUGCCGAUAAAUCUGCAAAGUCAUUGAUUAGCAGUGGCUUCGAUUCGAGCCAUGGACAGUCAACACCUGGGAACCGCGUCAUUUCUCUACAGAACCUGUCAAAUUUAUUACCCGACCUGUCGCAUAACAUCAUAAAUCUCUACAACCGCGCCGCUAAUAUUACAGAUGAGCCGCUUCCGCAACUUGUCUUUUCGGAGACCGUGAUUCGUUUAUCACGGUUGCUGGUGGCUGCGCAUAUUCGCGAUGGCACACUGGACGAUAAUGCGCUGAAGCAUGUCGUCAUGAACGAGUCUCUAUCACCCCUACACCAGCCAGAACGUCCACGUGGGACGGUAUUACUGCGAAAGUCCGACAUUGCGAAUUUCCUAUUCCGUGCGUUGCCAUUAUCCCCCGGCUCAGAUUUGCCUGCCACGGACGCAAUACCCAUUGUAGUUGGUGUGAUUUCCGUUCUGCAUAUAUUGGAUUUGCCCAGGAAGAAAGCCUUUGUAUUAAGAGAAUUGCUGUCAACAAUGGUGCCGACCCUUGUUCAAGCGCGUAAGAUUGGUGCGGCAGAGGUUGGGAUCCAUCCUGCCGCGGGACUGGCAUCUCUCAGCGAUGCUGCAUUUGAGAUCAAUGCCCUUGACCUUGGGUCUGGGAAUAUGGAAUCAAGCUUGCGCAUGCUUCUUGCUGCAAUUGGAGAUAUCUACGGUGUUCAGCCUUCUGGCUUCUACGAAUGGGAAAAGAGACGAGAGAAGAGGCGAUCGUCAAGGGCUAGUGGGUCGGAGUCUUAUCCCGAAUAUGACUCGGUUGCCGCUAUAGUUGAGCGUGCUUUUCGACAUACCGCCUUAGAUGGCUACGGCGACCUGAACCUGAAGAUCGAUGUUCUUAAAGCGUGUAUCAACUGCUGCGAGGCACUCCCCGACUUUAAAGGUGUGCUCCGUUUCACAGUUGAAUUACUCCAAACCAUCCGAGGAAGUUUGAUGCUGGCUGAAGCCUACCAUACUCCUCCGUAUCUUCCGCCAGAGGACCAAGUUCGGCUUCUGAAUAACAUCAAACGAACGGUUGGUGCCGCAAACAGGCUGGGCGCUACGGGUUUAGAGGCAGAAUACUGGGAUGAUUUCCUGAUUCGCGGUGUUGAAUUGUUGCCUCUUCCAGAUCCUAGGAGACCUGUGCGGCGGUCUAAAUCGGAAAUGGACGCUGUUACAACCCAUUCCGAGAAGUCUAAGAAAGACCCGUUCUUGUACAACCCUUUCUCAAGAGCCAACAAGGCAUCCGAAUUUCUCAUGGUCGCCGGUGAGCAUGCGGCAUUCAAGGUCACGCUUCAAAAUCCAUACGAAUUUGAGUUGGAAAUUGAGAGUAUUCGUCUCGACAAUGAGGGUGUACGAUUUGAUGCUGUCGCGGAAUGGAUCCUGCUUCCACCGCUGAGUCUGCAGGACAUUGUGGUUUAUGGAAUGGCCCAUGAAGAGGGUCCCCUCAAUGUGAAAGGUUGCAUUGUCAAAGUUCGGAAUUGCCGGGAGCGCAAAUUCCCCAUUUUCACGAAUUUCUGGAAGCCAGAGUCUGAAACGAAAUUCAAACGUACUGGGUUGGCAGCGAAGAAGCCGACAGCAGAGCGCCCUCUGUCUUGGAGCUCAACAACCUCCAGAGAUGGUAAGCAAGUACCCAAAAAGGGGCCAGAGACGACAUCUUGUGAAGUCAAAGUCAUCGGACACCAGCCAUCUCUGGUUAUUGAUUCAAUGUCGUUGUCACAAUCUGCAAUGAUGGUCUUGGAGGGCGAGGUCAGGUCGUUCGACAUUACACUCCAUAACACAUCGCCAUGCGCCCUGGAUUUUAUAACAUUCACUUUCCAAGACUCGACAUCCAGACAGAUACAAACUGCUCUAGGCAACAGAGACCUGUUGGCAACGGAGGUGUACGAGUUGGAGCUCAAGCUUUCUACAAAGCCGGCUUUAAGAUGGCGGCGCAAAGACGGACCAGCGGAUGAUCUUUCUGUUUCUGCCGGUCAAAGUGCUACAUUCACAGUUGACAUCCUUGGAAAGCCUGGUCUGCAGGACACCACUGUCCAGAUUGAUUAUUCGCGGAUUGGACGGUCUGAUGGCGAAUUGCCUGAUGUGCUCUAUACUAGACAAUUAUUCGUCCCGCUUACAGUUACGGUGAACGCCAGCAUAGAAGUGGCUCGCUGUGAUGUAUUGCCUCUCAGCAGUGAUUUUGCCUGGUGGAACAAGCAGGGUCUGGAGAUUCAAUCCGAGAAUACACCAAACGAAGCGAUGCCCUCGUCUUCUGACAGUGAUCCGUUCUCUCCUGUUCUUUCUCAGCUCGGGCGAGGUGCAUACGGGCCCGACCAUUGUCUUUUGCUUCUUGACCUUCGGAAUGCUUGGCCCAGCACUCUGUCGGUGUCGCUGUACGUGAGCGAGCAGCCUAUGCAAGCGACAGAAGGAAGGCCCGCAGAAGCAGGCGUAGAGGGCCAAUACGCCGUCCACGGAGACCUCCAGCCAGGUCAAAUCACGCGCUUCGUGCUCGUUGUUCCUCGUCUGUACCUGGAUAAUCCAUACGCCACAAUUCCCCUCCUCAACACCGGAAUGAAGAGACAAUUCGUGGUAAGCGCCAACAAACUCACCUUCGAAGCCGAAGCAGCAACCAGAGAAGCCUUCUGGUACCGCGAAGAACUCCUCAAACGAGUCUGCGGCUUCUGGAAGGAAGAACCCGCACGACGAGAGGGAACAGUUGACCUACGAAGCCUGCGCCUAAACGCACGCAUGGUUGAAGCCAUGCGCCUCGAAGACGUGGAAAUGACCUUCUCCUUAGCCCCUUCUUUCCCUGGAUCCUCCGAAAAAGGAACCAUCCAAUCCGGCCGCUCCAAAUACAACAUCCAAUCCGACGAAAUGCUCGACCUAUCCAUCACAAUCCACAACCGCUCCUUGAAACCAAUCCAUCCCCUUCUCCGUCUCCAGCCCAGCCUCCGCCAUCAACCUAACAACGUCGCCCUAGACCUCUCCCGCCGCCUCGUCUGGACCGGCAUGCUACAGCAGGUCCUUCCCAUCCUGGGAAGCGGGGAAAGUACAACAGCCACCAUCGGUGUUACUGUGCUUUGUCGGGGCGAGUAUGAAUUUGGAGCAACGGUUGAGGAGGUACGAAUUUUGACGAAGGAGGAAGAAGAGAAGACUGGACAGGGCGUUUUCCAUGAUUCGGAGGGGGCGAUUAGAGAUACAUUUGGGGCGGAUGUGGCGAAGAAGAGGAGGAUUUGGCAUGCUAAGGAGUGCUGUGUUUUGGAUGCUCAUGAUUGA